UUCGCUAGGCUGUGACACUAUGCUCACUAAAUUUUCGCAUUGUCCACCCUUCAUAUUAAAAAAUGGCUUUCAUUUCCACUUCUCAGUCUGCUUAAUGCAUUCUUUCUUUUCGAAUUCAAAUUCUCAUAAUUUCACCAAUUUCUCUGUAAUGCUACAAGGCCAUAUUUCACAUUCGCAUCUUCUUCAAAUUCAUGCUCAAAUCUUUCGAGUUUACGCACAUCAGGACAAUCUCGUGGCAACUCGUCUCAUCGGCCACUACCCAUCUCGUUUGGCUAUUCGAGUCUUUGAUCAGCUUCUAACUCCCAAUAUAUUCCCCUUUAAUGCCAUUAUCAGAGUUUUGGGUGAAGAGGGUCUUUGCUCGUGUGCGUUCUUCGUGUUCAAAGCCUUAUUGCAGCGCUCGCUUUCGCCUAACGAUUUCACUUUUUCUUUCCUUCUGAAGGCUUGCUUUCGAUCAAAUGAUGCCAAGUAUGUCAAACAAGCCCAUACCCAUGUUGUUAAAUUGGGUUUUGUUUCUGAUUCCUUUAUUUGUAAUGGUCUUCUUGUUGCGUAUGCGAUGGGCUUUAAGGAUAUGAUAUCGGCGCGUAAGGUGUUUGAUGAAAUGCCUGACAGGGCUAUGGUUCGUUGUUGGACUUCUUUGAUUGCUGGGAGUGCUCAAUCAGGUCAGACUGAAGAGGUUUUGCGCCUUUUCUUUAUGAUGGUUAAGGAGAAUUUGAGGCCGGAAAAUGAUACCAUAGUCAGUGUUUUAUCUGCAUGUUCAAAACUUGAGGCUGUAGAAAUUGAGAAGUGGGUAAUGAUUUUAUCAGAAUUCAUCAAUGAUGAUGACACGGGGAGUUUUGGUCGAGAUUCAGUCAACACUGUUCUUGCUUAUUUGUAUGGGAAGUGGGGAAAGGUUGAAAAGUGUAAGGAAAGAUUUGAUGAAAUUGUUGGAGUUGGCAAAAGAAGUGUGCUUCCUUGGAAUGUGAUUAUAGGCGGAUAUGUCCAAAAUGGUUGUUCCUUGGAGGCUUUGAGUCUUUUCCGGGUGAUGAUUGAGGAUCUCAAUCUUAGGCCCAACCAUGUUACAAUGGUGAGUGUGCUUUCUGCUUGCGCACAAGUUGGCGAUUUAGAUCUUGGUAAAUGGAUUCAUGGAUACGUGAAAUCUGAAGGUUGCAAGACUAUUCUAGAGUCAAACACAUUUCUAGCCACUGCAUUAAUAGACAUGUAUUCUAAAUGUGGGAGUUUGGGGAAGGCAAAAGAUGUUUUCCAGCAGAUGGUCUCCAAGGAUGUUGUUUCAUUCAAUGCUAUGAUCAUGGGUCUUGCAAUAAAUGGUGAAGGAGAGGAGGCAUUGAGGCUUUUCUCCAAAAUGCAAGAGCUCGGUUUGCGUCCAAAUUCUGGAACCUUCCUUGGUGUUUUAUGUGCAUGCAGUCACUCAGGGUUGUUAGACAGAGGGCAGCAGAUAUUUCUAGACAUGAUCCUGCACUUUUCUGUUCCUCCUGAACUAGAACAUUAUGCUUGCUAUGUUGAUCUCCUCGCACGAGUGGGCCUUCUUGAAGAAGCCUUUGAGGUUGUGGCCUCCAUGCCCUUUGUGCCUAACAAUUUUGUAUGGGGGGCUUUGCUUCAGGGUUGCAGGCUCCAUUCUAGAUUGGAGUUAGCCCAAGAUGUUUCCCAAAAGCUUGUUAAAGUAGAUCCGGAAAAUUCUGCAGGCUAUGUGAUGUUUUCCAAUGCCCUUGCUAGUGAUCAACAAUGGGGGGAAGUCUCAGGCUUGAGGUGGUUAAUGAGGGAAAAGGGGGUGAGGAAGCACCCAGGGUGUAGUUGGAUCAGCGUCAACAGAGAUGUGCAUGAAUUCCUUGCAGGAUCCCUAUCACAUCCUCAAAUUGAUAGCAUAUAUCAUACAUUAAAUGGAUUGGUGAAGGAAAUGAAGGUAGCAAGUGCUUAGGAAGUUGACAAGAUGAGACAUGAAGAUACUGAUAUUCUUUGGACCUUAACAAUUGAAAAUGUUUCCAGUUUCAUUCUUCCUUGGGCAAAAUAAGUUGUUGUUUAAGAAACUGAGGCCAUAGGUGUUUGCAUCAUAUCACAACACUCAGCUUGAUGCUCUUUUGCAUACUGAAAACAAAGUCACCAAUCAGAUGUUGAUUGAGAAUCUAUGCGAGUACAGCCAGGAAGGAGUCUUUUACUUCUUUCUCUUUGGUUUCUUUGCAACGUAGCGGCAUUUUCUUCUGGAGAUUCUUGUAAUCAUGGACCUGAUGACAUCUUGCAGCUCAGCUUCAUACAAUUUCUUUUUGGCGCAUUUUCCUUCUGCUGGUGUUUUCACCAAAGAACAAGCUCUCAGUAUUCUGGUCAGGAAAUCCUACUGCUAUCACUAUUGCUGCAGGCCAAGUUCUCUCUCCAGAUCCCAUCACUGAGGAGACAAACCUGGAUAUCAAGAUAAGAUAUUGGAGAGCUAGGAUUAUCAGUAGAGACUUUGAAGCAUAUCCAAAGAACAUGGGUUAUCUCAUUGCUGCAGAUCCUUUUCACCAGAUUUCCUGCAGUAAGAAAUUGAUCAUCUACCAACCAAGUCCAUUUCUAAAGAUAUUAAGCUACUUGAUGAGCAUCGUAGGGAUUAUAUCCUCCCCUAAGCACACUCUUUUCAAUCCUUCUCAUGAUGCUCCACCGACAAGAAUAUUCUCCAUCGACAAACUUUAAGCAGUUUCAGCACCGAAAGCAUAAUUGUCUCCAGCAUGUGAUUCCACAGUUCAAAAGCAACCUGUCAGCCAUCAAUACUCCUCCGAAAGUGAGAUUCGUUAGUUGAAAAGUGCUACAGUAAAAAAAAAAAGAAAAAAAAAAGUCAGUUUUACUAUUCACUAUUCAUUCAUGGGUUCACUAUUCAUAGCCAAAGUAAAAAAAGCAUACAAUACUCUAUCUACUGCUUUGUACUAUUUAAGAUUCCUUUUUUUAGCUAUUUAUUGAGGCAAGCUCCUCAGUUGUAAGCAGGCUGAAUUCACGACUAAUUUUCCCCUUCUUCUCCAUCUUAAGCUUCUCAUUCUCUCUUUUUUCUCUCUCACCAUGUAAGCCUUCAAGCCAAAGCUUUCUUCAAAGCUUUCCUACCCUUUUCCAUUGUAAGAUAUUUCAUUUCCCUGUUUCUCCUUAU
Messenger RNA from Vitis riparia (riverbank grape), 3103 nucleotides. RefSeq names its product pentatricopeptide repeat-containing protein At1g08070, chloroplastic-like. The record is from RefSeq and is a predicted model, not a curated record. Gene Ontology annotation, biological process: RNA modification. Lineage: Eukaryota; Viridiplantae; Streptophyta; Magnoliopsida; Vitales; Vitaceae. The coding region runs from base 20 to 1912 and encodes 630 amino acids. The transcript has 5 exons. Gene Ontology annotation, molecular function: protein binding; RNA binding.